AUGUCUCGCGCCGGGACUUCGUCGAAGGAUUGGACCAUCAUGCCUAUCAAACCGGACAAUCAGAUUUUGCUGGAGAAGGCCAACCACAUCGAGAUCCGAGACGUGUCUUCAUCGAUCCAUAUCCUGAUAUGGUACUCGAUACUCGCUAUACAGAUCUUGAUCCAUAUCCUGAUACACUUCCCGAUACCCCGUCUUGAACUUCAUGUGUCGGAAGUGCUACUCAAUAUUUUGACCCUCAGGAGGACUAUCAACAAACCCCAUAUCAUUUGGAUUCACGACAGCCUGCGUUCGAGAACUAUAGAAUAUCUCGUAGAUCAAAUCCCACUUACACACCUCGACGAAUUUCAACACGUCAACACUCACCAUUUCGUGUGAACAAGAGACGUGCCAUGCAUGAUCCACAUCCUAGAGCCGAUGAUCAGAGCUAUACAUCACAUCCACGCUCAUCUCUUCCUGUGCACAAUGCACCUACCUCAUCUCAUAGUUCAUAUUCUGGCACCCCACCUCAAAGAGGGGCAGCAUUUCAAGCCUCAUUUCCUCGUAUGAACAGCGGAUCUACCUCCCAUAAUUCGUAUUCUGGAGGCUAAUAUCAAGAAAAUCUACCAAAUAUAGUUAUAACUCCACCCCUCCCUCCAGCUUCGCCCUCCACUCCGCCUCUUCUUCGUCAAGCUCUUGUUGCGGCCGUUACACCCCAAUCUUAUCUUUAUCCAGUAGAUCCUACUAUUUUGAAUAGCGUCGACGAUGAUCAAGAUUAUGCGUUUUUAAGGCACGGGAAAGCUCGUUAUUCAGGGGUAUCAUACGUGCGGGCACAGAAGAAAGAAUCGGGAGUGGUACAACUUUCAGGAGAUUUUUGA
Molecule: messenger RNA, 854 nt
Organism: Sclerotinia trifoliorum
Lineage: Eukaryota; Fungi; Ascomycota; Leotiomycetes; Helotiales; Sclerotiniaceae
Source: the annotation of a GenBank genome assembly